AAUCGAGCAGAGAAAAAUCCCCGAAACCCUAGCCCGCUUCCCCGGCGCCGGAGCCGGAGCCGGAUCCAGGUCGGGAUGGGCGCCGAGGAGGACGCCGCCGCCCGCCGCGAGCGCCUCAAGGCCCUCCGCGCAGCCAAGGAGCUCCUCUCCACCCCCGACGGCGCCGCCCCCGCACCCGACGCGGACCAGCAGAAUGGUGAGCAUGAGACUGCAGAAGAACAGGGGACAGGGCCAGCAUUACCAGGUUCUGUGGAUGCACCCGAGGAUGCUUCCAAGGAGAACGUUAGCCCCACUAAGGAAUCCGAUGAGGUUGAAGACAAUGGGGAGGUACCACUGAAGUUCAGAAACUACCUUCCUCAUGAUGAGCGGCUCCGAGGUGGCAAGAUGGCCCCGCUGUCUCUUCCCAAGUUUGAAGAUCCGAUCGCUGCUGAUGCCGCUGAAUCAAAGCAGCUGGAGAAUCCCUUCGGGAACAUCGCCCCAAAGAACCCAAACUGGGACCUGAAACGAGACGUGCAGAAGAGGAUCGACAAGCUGGAGAAGCGCACUCAGAAAGCUCUGGCGGAAAUUGCAUUGGAGCAGCAAAAGGAGAAAGAGGCGCUGGAGGAGGGAGGCGAUGCAGCUCAAGAGUGACAUGGUACUGGUGCAGGUCCAAAUGUUUGUGUAGAACAGAGGAAGCAGCUAGACGAGGUCAAACAUUGAUGUGUUUGUAAUGCACGGUGUGGGCUGAGGACUAAUGUACGGAAAUUGUAGUCGUGUGCUCACCUGAUCCAUGGAUAAUGCUUUUCAUUUCAGUAUCCAGAAUUUUGAGUUCUAGUGAUGAUUAGUUUCUUAUGUCUUAGUGAUCAAAUUGAAUAUGAUUCCUUUCAUGAAUGUGGACCAUAUAUAGCCAUGGAACUUGCCGUGCUUAC
Triticum dicoccoides is the source of this 908-nucleotide messenger RNA. RefSeq names its product coiled-coil domain-containing protein 12-like. The record is from RefSeq and is a predicted model, not a curated record. Gene Ontology annotation, cellular component: post-mRNA release spliceosomal complex; U2-type spliceosomal complex. The transcript is spliced from 5 exons. Lineage: Eukaryota; Viridiplantae; Streptophyta; Magnoliopsida; Poales; Poaceae. The coding region runs from base 76 to 630 and encodes 184 amino acids.